Molecule: messenger RNA, 813 nt
Organism: Eremothecium cymbalariae DBVPG#7215
Lineage: Eukaryota; Fungi; Ascomycota; Saccharomycetes; Saccharomycetales; Saccharomycetaceae
Product: U2-type spliceosomal complex subunit CWC23
Exons: 1
Coding region: 1-813 (270 amino acids)
Biological process (GO): cellular response to misfolded protein
Cellular component (GO): endoplasmic reticulum membrane
Molecular function (GO): Hsp70 protein binding
Source: RefSeq, a predicted model, not a curated record
AUGGCAACGGUAGAAAGAUCGAUAGAUUCAGAUAUCAACCUCUAUGAUGAAUUACAGAUAGCCAUUCUCUCGAAGGAAGAUUUGAACAAUGUCUCUAUCUCCCAGCUCAGGAAACAAUAUAGACAGAUGGCACUAAAGUACCAUCCAGAUAAAAGUACAGCACCCAAUGCGCAAGAAAAGUUCCUCAAGAUUAAGCUGGCUUUUGACGUUCUAUCGGAUUCCGAUUCCAGAAAAAGGUAUAACCAGUGGUUCCAAAAACGUCAUUUUGGUGAUGAGCAUAGAAGGUUGCAGAUCAAAAGGCUGAAGCAAAGAGAAGCACAACAAAAAUCACUAGAUAUAGUUGAUCCAAGUGAACUUCAGCGUAUUCAAGAAUAUGGACAGCACCUAAGAAAACUUCUCCACUUCAAACAGCCAUACGGUGACUGGAAGAAUGUUCAUUUUGAGUCACGUGAUACACGUCAUACACUAAGAGAAUCAUGUACCUUACGUAUCGCCUUGAAACAGAACGCAACGACAAGAAACAAACAGACAAUGAAACAGCUAUUCAAGGAUGCCAAUUUUCCAGUUGUAGAUAUGUUUUUCUCGUCAAGAAACGUUGAAACCGACGAUGAACAUGUGCUCUACACGGUCAUGCACGAUUUGGCUGCUACAACUGACUUAUUAAAUAAUUGGACCGAGAAAGACACACUAAAAAGCUAUAUAUCUGGCAUAAGGCCAUACGUGAAUGUGGAAUACUUCCAUUUCGAAGGUACUGUUAAACUGGAUAGCUCAAUUAUGGAUAAGGUGGGCAUAGAUCCUCAGGUAAUCGUGUAA